AUGGCUCAUCUUCGAGACCGUAGGCACCGCCAACAACAAAACCAUUUAGACAACACUGAUCCUGCACAUGAUCAGAAAAAUGUUAAUAUCAACGAGAGCGCUAGCAUAAAUCAUGUAACUUCUUCUGAUCAUCAAGAAGCUUUAUAUGAACAAAACGAUCAACAAUCGCAUCCGUCUAAUUCUAUUGACGUUGAUCAUCCAGCUGAUAUAAAUAAUGAUGCUUCUCAAAAUAUUACUGCUUCUGUUAAUAAGCAUGACGUUCAUCCAAGAUUUCGUUAUGGGGAACAAAACGGUAGAAAUACUGAAACAGAAUCUUCGCUAUUAACAACAACAACAACAACUACUACUACUACUGUUCCUUCAAAUUCAAAUACAUUAUCAGAUCUAUCUCUUCUAUCAGAUAGCAAAAGUGUUAUAGAUACAACAAAAUCGUGGAGUCUUCUUCAAAUAUUUACAAAAGAAAUUACGAAUAAUAGUUCUUCUAUUCCCGAACGUGUACCAUUUGCUGAUUAUUAUUAUCAACAACAAUUACGAGCAUUUUUUGGACAUCGUCACGGAAAAUUUGCUCCUCGUACUCGUUCAUAUGUUAAAACAGGAUUGAAACGAUAG
Messenger RNA from Adineta steineri, 609 nucleotides. The record is from the annotation of a GenBank genome assembly. NCBI's taxonomy places the organism in Eukaryota, Metazoa, Rotifera, Eurotatoria, Adinetida, Adinetidae.